Notechis scutatus (mainland tiger snake) is the source of this 1604-nucleotide messenger RNA. NCBI's taxonomy places the organism in Eukaryota, Metazoa, Chordata, Lepidosauria, Squamata, Elapidae. The record is from RefSeq and is a predicted model, not a curated record.
UCCUCCUCCUCCUCCUCCUGCAGGGGCUUCGACAUUGCCAAUCACUUCUGCGAGUGGGUCUACAGCUACGCCCACGACGAGUGGCCCUUCUACACAGCCAGCCCGGAGAACUACCCCAGCCGCGAGCAGCAGCUGCACUUCAUCCGGUGUUACCUGGAGGAGGCAGGUGGGAAGGCCGACCCCCCCUCGCCAGAGGAGCAGGACCGCCUGGAGGCCAAGAUGCUUCUGGAGAUCAGCCGGUUCACCUUGGCCUCCCAUUUCUUCUGGGGCCUCUGGUCCAUCCUGCAGGCCAAGAUCUCCACCAUUGAGUUUGGCUACCUGGAAUACGCCCAGGGCCGCUUUGAGGCCUACUUCCAGCAGAAGGCCCGGGGCGAGUGACCGCUGGCUGUCCGGCGGCCAUAAACUGGCCUGACCAGAGCUGACAUAUCGCACAGCUGGAGCCGAAGGACCAAGACAGGCGGGGUGGCUGGUCAGCCCUCAUGCAAGAGACGCUUCGGGGCCUUUGGAGGCCUGGAUGGACUCGGCCAACCUGGUUUUGGGGGGCUCCCAUGACGCCCUGCAGGGCGAGGGGUCGGCUGCAGCCUCCUCCUGGAUCGGCUGGGGGCAUUGGGGGUGGGGGGUCCAUGCCUUCCUCGGGGGCAGCCCAGGUUGGCAGGCGGGAGGGGUAUGGUGCACGGGGCCUCUCACGCCUGGGCUGCCUCGGGGCUCCGGGCUCCGUCCUCCCCUGCCCAGCACCUGCAUGGAACCGCUGGGCGAGGGCUGCCUUCCGGGUGGAGGCUCCGCCAGUGCAAGCGGACAGCCAGGCCACCUGUGACCUUCGCCCCUUUGUGUGGCUCUGGUUGCCCACACCUGACAGUAUGAUGCCCCCCCCCUCGCCCAGCUAUGUCCCCACCCUCGGAGGGGGCCGCAUUUCCCCGUUCCAGACUGGGGUACAGCUGGGGGGGGGGUUCCCUUCUGCCACUAGACGAGCCUUUGCGCUUUUCAUCCUGUGCGCCAGUUGCACCCUCUGCCUUCCCUUCCGUCACUCACACCCUGGUCGCCUCACAGUCAGAGUACUGCAGUGCCCUCUAAAUGGGGCUGCCCUUGAAGACCAACCCAGCUGUGCUGCAGAGGCUCAUGGGCACCUCCCGUGUGCCCCUCGGUCGCCACUGGGAGGUGAGCUGUGCCAGCUGCCAGCCGGCGCCCAAGGGCUGGUUAUUGCCUCCCAAACUCUGCAGGCCAGAGCUGGGGGGCCAUUUCUGCAGGGGAUACACGCCAAGUCCUUCCCCACCCCCACCCCAUGAAGCGCUGCCACCCGGUGGGACUCGGGAAGCCUUGCUUCUCUCUUGGGGGGCCCCUCCCCUGCCUCGGGGGCGGGGGGCUCGGUUCCAGAAAGCAUGGAAAACUUGGAUUUGGUUCCCGUUUUGGGUCGCUGAUCUUAUUCUGGGCUAAUAAAUCAACGAGAUGUCCAACAUGGAGGACUCCGAUGCCCCCCCCCCCCCCGAGGUUUCCUGCUGUCCGUUUUCGGGGCAGCUCAUCCCUGGAGCAGUGAGAUACAGCCGUGGAUGGAUGCUUUGCACUCUCGGUCAGAAUACGGCACAAAAUAAAAUACGCUCAUUUGUAGA